AUGCCGCCCACCAAGCCUUCAUUCAAGAGUUCCACAAAGACACAGGGAAAGUCUUACAAGGGCAUGAGAAACACUGAUGUUCUUUCCGCAGGAUCAAAGAUCUAUGCAAAGAAAAGAAAGGUCAACAAGGAGACAAUUCCCAGUGUCGACUUUGACUUUGAUAAGCGAAAAGAAUUCUUGACAGGUUUCUCUAAACGUAAGCAGGAACGUAAGAAGAAGACUAUUGAAAAGUACCAGGAAAUUGCACGACAAGACAGACUUGCUGCUCGCGCUGAGUCCCGUGCCGAGCGAAAGAGAACAGCAGAGCAAAACGUAGCACAUAUGGCCGAGUUGAUGAGAAACAAUCGAGGUGUUGGACUUUCAGACGACGAAGACGAAACUGUAUUCGAUGACGAUGAUGAAGAAGAAGAAAGUGAAGAAGCAAUUGCAGAUAAAAAUAAGCCUGACGUUAAGGAGUUCAAGUCAAAAUCUGCUUUGACUACUGUCACAGUUAUCGAGGAUAUUGAUCUGGAUGAAGAGGAUUAA
Phycomyces blakesleeanus NRRL 1555(-) is the source of this 525-nucleotide messenger RNA. RefSeq lists its product as hypothetical. The coding region runs from base 1 to 525 and encodes 174 amino acids. The transcript is spliced from 3 exons. The record is from RefSeq and is a predicted model, not a curated record. Gene Ontology annotation, molecular function: RNA binding. Lineage: Eukaryota; Fungi; Mucoromycota; Mucoromycetes; Mucorales; Phycomycetaceae. Gene Ontology annotation, cellular component: nucleolus.